This is a messenger RNA of Clarias gariepinus (North African catfish), 5771 nucleotides long. It is a transcript of the gene zc3h11a, whose product is annotated as zinc finger CCCH-type containing 11A. Gene Ontology annotation, molecular function: metal ion binding. The transcript is spliced from 16 exons. Lineage: Eukaryota; Metazoa; Chordata; Actinopteri; Siluriformes; Clariidae. The coding region runs from base 2201 to 4687 and encodes 828 amino acids. The record is from RefSeq and is a predicted model, not a curated record.
UUGGUUUAACCCAGGCCUGGACCCUCAGCGACUCAUGAGCUUAUAGGAAAACAGGUUUAAACAAGUCGUAGACAUAUACACUGGUAAUUUCUAUGCUUCAUUUGUUUAAAUUAUGUGUUUAAUUUAAUGGCCUCAAACAGUUUGUUUGUAGCUGGCGCUAGAACUGCUGAAAACGUUUAAGUCGAGCGAAUGUUAGCGGAGUUAGCUCACGUUAGCUAACGUCAUUAGAAUCCGAAUCACGAUAAUGUUGUGUUAAAGCAAGUCAUGUCUUCCUUCGGGACGUUCUAUCAUUCAUGAGUCAUUUGUAGUGUAUACAAAUUUGAGCUAUUUAGGCUAGUCACAACAAACGGAGGUUUGUUUUCAGCAAAGCUAACACGGCUCUGUUGUAGAACGGCUUUGUUAGCCACUUAGCUAUUUAACAUUGUAUGUAUGGAUUGUUACCUCAUCUACACUGCCUCGCCAAAAGGUCACCCUAAAAAUCUAAUAAUCAAGAGUGUUUGUUUUACAUGUUUAAGGUGUUAACAUUUCUAAUCCCAACUUGUGGCUUCUCAUUUCUUAAACAAGAAUGUUGCAAGAGAUCCCAUGGUCGUGCAAAAGAUAUUACUGGUUCAGAAGGAUCGAAUUAUUGGCUUGCAUUCAGAGAAAAACAGCUAAAUGUUUCCUGGAAGUGGGUUAAAAAUUGUCCAACGCCAUAUGGAAAUCUGCAAGAAUGAUCAUAAGGAUGAUGGGAGAGCACUUAAACGGUACAUAGUGUAUUACAGCUAUGGUUAGUAGUGGAAGAGCAUCUCUUUGUGGACAAUGCAAUGAAGGAUUGGGGGCCACAAGAAAACCACUUGCAAGUCAGGCUGUUUAGAUAACAGCCUUCAUUUUAAUAUAAAUAUUGCAUGUGCGGAGAAGACAGUUAUUUGACUCUCAUUAUCAUUACAAGAACUUGACCCAAAGUCAUUCCUAUCUGGAUAGAAAUGAACGUUGUGAAAUUGCAUAAAAUUGUCAAAACAGUGCCACAAUAAAUACAUGAUGCAAUCAGAGCUAAAAGCAGUCUCAAAAAAAUAUGUGGGGGCCAGUUUUUUGGCCAGGCAGUGUAUAUUAUCUGUGGGUCUUCCCUAGCCCUUUCGGUUUCAAAGUAAGAGUGCGUAUUUAACUACAGCAGCUGCUCAGAAACAUAAAUGCAUGUCGUUGCUACUUUUGCAUUGAUUUUAGUUAAAUAUUAGUAAUUGAAUAAGUUGUUUAUUUUAUGUUCUUGUUAUAGUAAUGCUUCAGGAAAUCAUUCUAGGAAAUGUUCUAUGAAAAAAUACAUUCUAAAUUGUAAACAUGAUACCCAUUCUGUGGUAUUAAAACUGACCAUUGGUCCAACACAAUAAUUGUUUAGUUGAAGGCCUAGGCAUACUUGAGUCAGAGCGUACUUUAGUACAGGUUGUUAAACAAUGUCUUUUUCAGCUUCUGAAGCUAAAAUAUAACAUUCUUUUGUGAGCAUGGCACUUGAAAGUGUACUUGAAUCAUAUUUUAUUAAUUUCUCACUCAUAUACCCACUUUGUGAAGUGUGUGGGGAGUGUUUUGUUUUCUUUUUAAAGGUUGUGCAGGAAUUUCUUCUACAGCCCUGGUGAUAACUGGAUUUGGAUAGAGGCCAACCAGUGGAGAAAUAUCUCUGAAGAUUAUCCCCACACAAUUUUUCCCCCCUUCACAUUGGAUCAUUUUUUUUUUUUUCACUUAAAAAAAAAUUAUCGUUUAGAUAUCCACCUCUAUUUAGAGUCCCACAGUGGGUGUGAAGAAAUAGAAGACCAGUUUCACAUACACACAUGCACACACAUGCAACCACACAUUUACACACACAAACGUAUAUAUACGCCUUCAAGAUUUUUGUUUCCACUCUCCCUGGCUUUCACCUUUGAUGUUUAGCCUGAAGAUUUUUGCGCUUUCACCAAGCAGUUGUUUUUAAUUGAGGAAUAGAAAAGGACAUUUCACCACGAUAUUACUUGUUAAAAAGCAGUCUAAGAUGAGCAGCUUUGUCAGUGACGAAAGCCUCUCGCGCACCUGUUAACUCUUAACUCAUCGGUCAAGUCUUCCUUCAGGACCAUUACAGUUUGGAGACAACCCAGGAGACGUACCCCUGGUGGAGACGUCAUAUCCGCUGCAGGGAAAGUCUAGAGGUCUAAGUAGCAGCACUUGAAGAGUUCCUGACCAGCAAGUGUAUUCCCAGACCAUGACCAGCAUGAACAAUAAGGGAGAUGAUUGCUAUUUCUACUAUUAUUCUACGUGUACUAAGGGUGAUGCUUGCCCUUUUCGACAUUGUGAAGCUGCCAUGGGUAAUGAAACUGUCUGCAGUCUUUGGCAGGAGAAUCGUUGCUUUCGCAAUAUAUGUAAAUUCCGUCACAUGGAAAUAAAGAAAAACCGCAAAGAAAUUCCAUGUUAUUGGGAAAAUCAGUCAAGUGGAUGCCAAAAGUAUCAUUGUGCUUUUCACCAUGAGAAGCCACGUUUCAUUGAUGGCUGUUUUGUUGCCCCAGACAAAGGGCCUGUAGUAAAGAAGGAAACGGAGGAAGAAGCCCCGACAGAUGACCAUGUUUCGUCUGCUUCUGCCAACAUUUCCACCACCACCAACCCACAACUCAGAGGGGUCAUCAAGGUGGAGACUCAAGAAAGCGUCCCCAGUCCCACACACCCACCAGUAGUCAUUAAUCCUGUGGAUGAUGAGGAUGACGAAGAUGUAGAUCAGUUUUCUGAAGAGGGAGAGGAAGCAUCUGGUGUCUCUCCAAAGAAACAGCUGAGCUCUAACAGAGAUGAGACACUAAAUUUUGGUAUUAAAACACUGGAGGAGAUCAGACUGAUGAAAGCUCUGAAGGCUAGUGUAAACAGACCAGGACAUCCCUAUUUGCAAGACCCUAAUGAGUUCUCCUCAACAAAACAGAAUACUGACAGGUCUGGCAAAGAGAAGCAAAUCAUUCAGUCUGUCACACAGGCAGCAGUUUUAACUACCAGAGGUUCUCGUGGUAUAAUGGAGCCUGGUAAAAGGAAAAUUACUGACAGGCUUGGAAAAAGAUUGGAAGAAGACAUCCUUGUGGAAGGUGGUAUAUGCCUGAAAGGGUCCCUUGCUAAGCGCCUUGGUGGAUUUGUUGACCCUGAAAGCACUAUGCCUACACAAAAAGAUAAAACUCUGAGAUCAGUGCAUGAGAGACUUGGAAUAACCUCUGAUAUCACUACACCCAAGUCCCCAAACAAUGAGCCAAAGCCUUCUGGUGAGAUCCGAAUCAAAACUCUUGAGGAGAUUCGCAAGGAAAAGGCUGCUAAAUCUCAGAACCUAGGCGAAAGUGUUGCAGCCGUCACUGAGGUCUCCACAAAUGCACUAAAUUCCAGCAUGAAAGUAAAUAAGCCUGCCAGCAUUCCUAGUUUAAAGACUUUCUCAGAGAUCCUGCAUGAGAAGAAAAAACUAAAGGACAUAAAGGUGGUGCCUCAGCAAGGUAGCAACAGCACUGAGAAAGAGGGGCCUACAAACACAGGAGUGCUCAAACUUACCGCCCAAGCAGCAGAGAUCAGAGUCAAGACGCUCGAUGAGAUUCGUAAAGAAAAAGCUGCCAGAAUGCAAGCGAAGUCUCAGGACAUCACAAAUGAUGAUGCACCAGGUUCGAGUGAUGCAUCCCGAAAAAGACGAAUUCCUUGCAGUGGCAGGACUGGAUCAGCUAUCAGCGCAAGAGUUCAAAAAGUGCUUGAUUCUGAGAAGGUGGAUUGCAUUGAACAGUCCACUGCAGCCAAUGGAAAGACUAACAGCUCCGUUCAAGAUGUAACAGUAAAGACCUUCGACGAGAUCAUGAAAGAGAAAAGACUUCGCAAGCAGCAGCAGCAGGAGGGGGCUGCAACUCCUGUUGAGCCAGAGGAAGCUGCCCAGAAACCAGUCCCGAUAAUUUGUGAAAAAAAGCUUCCUGCUAUCAGACCAGGAAUCAUCCAAAGCAAAACAAAUUUGUCCAUACAGCAAGACAGUAGAAAUCAGUCCUCCUCUCCUGUCCCGUCCGGAGCACCACGGAGGAAGUCUCCAGAGAUUCAGAACAAGGAGAAUUCUCUUAACAUUUGUCCUAAAAAAUCCAAGUCAUCCUCCUCAAUGGCACUUCCAGUGGAUGUUUCCGAGAUAGCAGAUUCUUCAGGCCAACACUCACAUGAGCAACAACUGGGGGAACCACAGGCUGUCACUAAGAUACCCCCAAGCAAAACAUCUGAAUUGAAAGUGAGGCCCAAACUGAAUGUAAAGCCAUCAGUAAUGAAACCAGCUGCUCAGGUGAAACCUGGGCAGAAAAGGAAGGCUGCAGGCAUUCAUUGCUCUGCUGUUGCUGAAGUAAAACCUCUUAAUUCUCUACCUUCACCUGGUGUUGAGCCACCUAGUAAGCGAUCUGAGUUGUCUGCAUCGUUGUGCAGUUUGGAAGUUGAAGCCGGGGAGCAGCAGGUAUCGUCAUCUGCCGAGCAGUACUCGCCUGAGAUUCCUCCUGUUCCACAAAGCCCUGUCAUUAAGACUCCCUCUCGGACACGUCGGGCAAGUUUGGCUUCUGCACGUAGCACUGCUCCUACAGCAAACUCCUCUAUGGAUGAGUUUGAUGACCUGCUGGAUGAAUUCACUGAUGAUCGGCUGGAGGAUGAACUUGAGCUGGACCCAGGCAAAGGCGAGGAUGACCUCUUGUUGGAGCUUUCUGAGAUGAUUGACAGCUAAACUCAGGGAAUACUUCUUUUCAUUCACUAAAUCAUGUAAAGCUAUUUGUCAUCAAUACCAUGACUUCAGCUGGGGAAUAAAAAAAAAAAACUAUUUUAAACAUGGAUUAAAAUGUUUUAUUUUUACUGUUGUUGAAAUGUUAGUUUACCGUUUAGGUUUCUGCUCUGUUUUUCAAUAUUUAAAUGUUUUAAAUAUUGCAUAUUUGCAUAUAUUUUCACAGUAAUUCAUGUCAAUAUUAAUGGCUGUUGUAAAAAUCUUAAAUCUAUUGAGCCAUUAAAUUAUAACCUGCUGAUCAAUUCUUAUUUGAUCCCACUGUACAUUUAUAGCUUGUUUAUUGUACCUGAUUUGCUGAGUAAUACAAAGAACUUGCAGCAAAUUGUGUAAUAUUUAUGCAGAAAGUGUUUUGUAUACCAUGUAUGCUUUUUUGAGCUAAGAAAUAAUGCAGGAUCAGGAAGAAAAGUGAUGUCCUAAUCAUCCAUGCUCUGGUACAUCCUAAUUCAUUUCCAUCAUUUUAAACUGGAUUUGAUAAUGUUUAAUGACUAGACUGAUAAUAUUAUUUUACUGAAAAGUUAGUGUGAUAUUAAAAUAGUGUCUUGAAUUUAUGAAUGGAUGGUAUAGAUUUAUUUUCAAUCUUUGGGUGUUUGUCAAAUAUAUUAUAUAUUGUAUGUAUUUUGCUCUGCAUUUAAGCUUAUGUUUAAACUGUUAUUCAUAUUUCAUGUCCAAGUUAUUGAUGAGCAAUUGUUCCUCUUUCAUUCUUUGACUUUUUUUUUUUUUUUUUUACUGUUUGUAAAGGUUCUCAGGGACUGUUACCUUUCCAGAUAUUUUUACCCGUGGUAGAUUUAAGUACUUAUUCAGAUAGUCAUUGUCUCUGCAUUGUUUGUAGUCAAGAUGACUCGCUUAACCUAUGCUUUUACACAGGAAGUUAUAUCUGGCAUCUACAUCAUGGUUGGUUUAUUUGCAGCUUUGUGAAACACUUAAUCAAAAACAUUUUCUGUAAAAAAAAAAAAAAAAAAAUUCUUUGACAUUUUUUGUUUAUUCUUGAUUUGCAGUUGAAUCCAAAUUAAAAUUGUUGCCUUCCAGAGCA